Bradysia coprophila is the source of this 3094-nucleotide messenger RNA. RefSeq lists its product as uncharacterized. The record is from RefSeq and is a predicted model, not a curated record. NCBI's taxonomy places the organism in Eukaryota, Metazoa, Arthropoda, Insecta, Diptera, Sciaridae.
GACCCAUUUAAUAUAAACAGAAAUUUGAUUAUCAUACCCCAUUCGAAUCAAAAUUUACAAACGGCCAGUCAAAUUUCGGUAGUCAAUUAGAUAGUGUUUCGUUUUGUAAAAUAUGACGAUUAGCAUAAUCAUCGUCGUAGCGAUUAUUUUAAGAAUUCAACUCACACUGGGUCAAAUAAGUGGAACGACAAAAUGUACAAGUUCAGCCCUGACCUCUUGUGCGUACAGUCAAAUACGUUGUCCACCGAAUUACUAUUUUAACGGACAGUACUGUUUACCAGUGCAGGCUGCUACUGCUACACCGACGGCACAGCCGGAAUCUAGUACAUUACCCGUUACGAAAUGUUCAUCUCAGCCGAUACGGCAACCGGAAACUGUGCCGCCAACAAAUCCGGAUCCACUUCCGGUUAAGCCAGUGUGCGAACGUUAUUACGAGUGGAAUGGUCAGGAAUGCUAUCAACGUUUAGCUAAUGAGCCAAUUUGUCCGCCAGGACAUAAUCUGACCAUUGAUGGACAAUGUGUUAGUGUUGUGCAAGCAUUGUGUCAAGAAAACUACCACCUGCACGGUGAUUUUUGUGUCGGUUUACUUGAAGCUCCAGUUGUUUGUCCGAAUGAUUUUUACUGGGACGGAGCUAAGUGCUUGUAUCGAAUAGUUCCAUCCUGUCCAGAAGGUUUCGUCUUAAAUAACGGAUACUGUGAAAUGUUUGACGUAGGCGCAUGUCCCAGUGGAACGUUUAUGGAUAACUUUAAAUGCAUCGGUCAUCAUCAAGUCAAGAUUCAAUGUGAUUACGGCUACAGCUGGAACGGACAAAGUUGUGUGAAUAGCACCAACAGCUGUGAAGACGGUUUUAUAUUGAGGGAUAAUGUGUGUGAAAAAUACAUUGUUAAACAACCCGAUUUCGAAUGUCCACCACGGACUCAAAUGAUCGGAAAUGAAUGUGUCAGUUCAGAAAUCAUUUGCCCGAAAGGAUUUACUCUAAUUGACUCGAUGUGUGUGGAACAAAUUGUGGCUUCAAACGAAACAGAAUCUUUUAUCACUCCAAACUGUACGACUGGUUAUCAAUUAGUGGGAUGUGAAUGUGUACAAAUAAAUGAAACAACGUCACAUCCACCGACACCCAUGUGCCCUCCGAAUUAUGUGUAUAAGGACGGACUGUGCUAUUACGAACAGGAUCACUAUCCACCGGUAUGUCCGACCAAUUUUGAAAUAAUAAACGGAAAAUGCGUUCCACUACAACCAGAUUCUACUGAAAAGCCGAUUGCUAAUUGCACUGAACCAGGCUGUAAGACGAAUCAAACAUCGUCCUGCGCCUGUCCGGUUGGGUACACUUUAAGCAAUGGUUUAUGUAUACUGACUGGUCAAUCAUCAAAAGUUUGUCCUGUCGGCUACGAAUUGAUAAAUGACAGAUGUAUACUCACCCAAUCAAAUGAGUGUCCACCAGGCCACCAGUUUGUAAAUGGAAGUUGCCUACAAUCGCCUUGUCAAAAUGUCUGUCCUCCGAAUACUCAAUUGAUAAAUGGAAUUUGUGUAAUUACGACUGAUAUCGGCUCCGGUGACUGUCCGCCUGGGUAUCAGAAGAUCGACGGAAAGUGCGUACCAUCAGACAAUCCGGAAAUUAAUCCUUGUCCCACUGGAUAUCAAUGGAUCAAGGGAAUUUGUGUCAAUGCACAUCCUGGACCUGAAAAUCCAUGCUUUGCGCCUUGUCCACCAGGAUACUACUGGAUAAAUGGAACUUGUAUGAUCACAACUGUGGAACCAAUUGAACCUGGCACAGGCAAUCCACCUGUAAUUCCAGUUGUACCGCCGAUCAUUCAACCUUGUAAUCCAAAUGAUCAAAAUUCCACAUGCCCACCCUGUCCGACGAGUAAUACACCUUGUCAACCCUGUUCAACAACAAAUACUCCGUGUCAACCUUGUCCAACAACUGGUACACCAUGUCAACCCUGUCCGACGACCAAUGCACCUUGUCAACCCUGUCCAACAACUAAUCCUCCUUGUCAACCCUGUUCAGCAACUAACACACCCUGUCAACCUUGUCCAUCAAACAAUCCACCAUGUUCCACAAGUGGCCAAACAAAUCCUCUCCCACCGAACACAGGUUGUUCAAAUUGUCCGCAAUCGACACAUUAUAUCACAAAAGAUGGUCAUAUCAGCAUAACGAAUAUCGUCAAUGUGGCGCAUCAUCAUCAACGACCACCGGGACAGCAGAAUCAGAUAUACGUGCCUGCGAAUAUUGACGAUAGUUUUGAUUACGAUACUAACGGACAGAAUGCAACAGACGAAGGUGAGGUAGCCGAAAAGUGUUGCGAAGUUAUUACGCCCAGACAAUGUAAACGAAACGGUGACGAAUGGACGUGUUACCAUAAGAAGUACAAUCGAUGCGGUGAAAUUUGCACUCAACCGAAAAUCUAUCUAAAACCGAAAAUGAUUCAUUACCAGCCACCGAUUUUAAUCAUGCCACCGCCGCCACGACGAAUUUAUGGACGACGACGAUUUUUAAGCGGAGGAGCUGUGGAUUGUUCCGGUUGUAUUCAAGGUGGUUAUCGCUGUUCAGUAGAAUGUUACAGUUAUCCGGAUUGUAGGCGCCCAGACUGUGCGUUUAUCGAUCAGGACACGUAUUGUGAGGAAUGGGAUCAUAACGAAACCGAAGGAUGCUCAACGGAUGAUGGAUAUUUUGAAUAAGAAACUUUUGUGAAACAUUUUUUUAGUUUACAACAGAAUGAGUCUACGACAAAAAUAAAUCGAACGCAUGAGAUCGGAGCUUAUAUUUCAUUCAAGUUCACUCAUGUAUCAGAUAUUCAAACCGGAUAAAUUUUUUUAACGAAAUUUCAAAGCACUAUACCAUAAAACGAAGAGCUUUUCUUGGUUGCUAUAAUUUCUCUUUUUAAAUAAAAUUUUCCAUAAUCCUUAACCGAGUAAGAUAAAUGUAAGAGACAUAAAAUACUUUGCAGUAAUUAUUUAUAAAUAAAACAACUGCUACCGUAGACUAGACAUUAGUGACACAUAGCAUCAAUUAAUUAUUUACAAGUGAAAAUAUGAACAAAAAUACAAUGAAUAAAUCCUAAUGAAAACCAAAGAUUAUUUUCCACCACA